Messenger RNA from Ricinus communis (castor bean), 1996 nucleotides. RefSeq names its product serine carboxypeptidase-like 40. The coding region runs from base 168 to 1709 and encodes 513 amino acids. Gene Ontology annotation, cellular component: vacuole. Gene Ontology annotation, molecular function: serine-type carboxypeptidase activity. The record is from RefSeq and is a predicted model, not a curated record. Lineage: Eukaryota; Viridiplantae; Streptophyta; Magnoliopsida; Malpighiales; Euphorbiaceae. The transcript has 7 exons. Gene Ontology annotation, biological process: proteolysis.
GGUUUGACCCUGAAGUUUAUUGCUGUGAAAAUACUAAUUGCCGAUCAUUUAGGGGGUAUAAUUGACCUUAUAAUACAUAGUUUUCUUCUAUAAAAACCUGAAAGAGCAAACCUGCAUAGAAGUGGGUGCAGAGUAUAUAAUAUCAUUAAAAAGUGCUGUUCUCUACAAUGAGAAACACAAAGGGAAACAGUAACAGCCCUUCUUUGGUUUUUGGCUUUGGUUUUGGAUUGCUCAUCAUUCUUUCAUGUUUUCUUGUUCAAAUUCAUGGCAAGAAGCAAGGAGAAGCUCUUGGCCAUCUUUAUCAUGCAAAGUACAGAGGUGGUUCUGGUAUAGACACUAGUCUUUUCCAAGCAACAUCUCACCCUGUAAAUACACCCGAGAUUCAUCAUCAGCUUAUUAAUGAAAGUGAUGCUGGAUCAAAAGAGAAAGACAGAAUUGAGAGAUUGCCCGGACAACCGGAUGUAGAGUUUACACAAUACGGUGGCUAUGUCACUACCGAUAAAUCGGCCGGCCGGGCUCUUUAUUAUUAUUUUGUUGAGGCUCAACAUUAUGCUAAAGAGUCUUUCCCUCUUCUUCUUUGGCUCAAUGGAGGUCCUGGUUGUUCAUCCCUGGGGUAUGGGGCAAUGCAAGAGCUUGGACCAUUUCGUGUACAUAGUGAUGGCAAAACACUUUACAAAAAUAGAUACUCUUGGAAUUAUGCCGCAAAUGUUUUAUUUCUUGAAUCACCUGCUGGAGUGGGGUUUUCAUAUUCGAAUACGUCGUCGGAUUACGAAAAGUGUGGAGAUAAAGCAACAGCUGAAGAUAAUUAUUUAUUCUUGGUAAAUUGGCUAGAGAGGUUUCCUGAAUACAAAGAUAGAGAUUUCUACAUUUCUGGAGAAAGCUACGCAGGCCAUUAUGUGCCUCAACUUGCACAUACCAUUCUUUACCACAACAAGAAGGCUAAAAAGACUAUUAUCGACCUCAAGGGAAUUCUGAUUGGAAAUGCUGUGAUCAAUGAUGAGACUGAUAAUAUUGGGAUGUAUGACUACUUUGCAACACAUGCCCUAAUUUCACAGGAAGCUAUUUCCAGUAUCAAAAAGCAUUGUGAUUUCUCACCCAAUGCCACAACUCAGUCUGAUGAAUGCAAUUCAGCUACUUAUCAAGCUAGCAAGGAUACUGCUUUUCUUGAUAUUUACAACAUCUAUGCCCCACUUUGCACCUCUCAAAAUACCACAGCCAAACCCAAGAAGGCUUCUUUGGCGGAGUUCGAUCCGUGCAGUGAUUAUUACGUGUAUGCUUAUCUCAAUCUGCCUGAGGUACAAGAAGCAAUGCAUGCCAAUAUUACCAAGCUUGAACAUGAUUGGGAACCUUGCAGUGAUGUUAUCAAGAAUUGGUUAGAUAGCCCUGCAACAAUUAUUCCACUCCUGCAAGAGUUCAUGGCUAACGGCCUUCGUGUGUGGAUAUUCAGUGGGGAUACAGAUGGAAGGGUGCCAGUAACUUCAACUCAGUAUUCUAUCAAUGAAAUGAAACUUCCCAUCAAAACUGAAUGGCAUCCUUGGUACCUCAAAGGAGAGGUUGGAGGGUAUACACAGGUAUACAAAGGAGAUCUAACAUUUGCCACAGUAAGAGGGGCUGGGCAUCAAGUUCCAAGCUAUAAGCCUCUAAGAGCACUUUCACUGAUCAAGCACUUCCUUGAUGGCACACCUCUCCCUGAUACUACAAGAUACUAAUUGAUCUUUUUUCCAUGAUUUUUAUUCAUAGCUUGUCAUUGCUUGACUAGAAAUUAGUGUAGUUAAUUUGGUUAAUUAAUUAGGAUUUAGAAUAUUUAGUUUAUGAGUUGUCUAGCACUAUUCAUUCUUGCUAUUUAUUCAAAUUCCUUUCACAUUAAAGGAAGUCCAUUUGUUAUUUUAGAGUAAAUAAUGUUUUAUUUGCUUCUUUAAAGAUUGGAUUCCAUAUGACCCAAUUCGAGAGAAUUAAUGUGAAUUACUUUUCCACUGGGAAAAAUGAACUUUAAGCA